AUGUCUACUACUUUGAGCUGCGAACAAAAUAAUGCUGAUGUUGAUGACAGCGACUUGCAAAUCACCAUAACCAACGUUCCUCCUCCCGAUGAUGAUGAAGGGAAGAAUGGGGAAUCCAUUUCAUUGUGGAGACGCUUCCUGCAGGGAAAACCACCUUCCGACGUCGAUCCAAGAGAUUGGCCACCGACAAAGAAAUACACCAUUAUAUUAAUUGUUGCACUAUCCGCCUUCACGUAUGGUAUCUUACUACCACCCCUCACAUGUUUACUCUUGUUAUUGAUCUUCUACUUCUCUUUCUUCUAG
Lichtheimia ornata is the source of this 303-nucleotide messenger RNA. RefSeq lists its product as uncharacterized. Bases 1 to 303 code for a protein of 100 amino acids. The transcript has a single exon. The record is from RefSeq and is a predicted model, not a curated record. Lineage: Eukaryota; Fungi; Mucoromycota; Mucoromycetes; Mucorales; Lichtheimiaceae.